AUGCGCCUUCCUCGCCGUGUACCCUGGCAAGAUCUCGGAGAGCUCGAACAGGUCUGCGGGUGGAUAUACGCAGACGAGUCCGACUUUGAUGCGAAGCAGCGCGCGGUGAACAGGUUAGCGGCAUGGAAAGUGGCCGUACCCCUCCCCCAUGCCCUGGAAUCUGCGCAUGCGAUUUUGUCUACCAUCUUACAAGAUGGAUCGAGCGCAAACGCACCCUCCUCAUCUUCGUACCUCUCCCUGCGCAUGAGCUAUGCCGCCGCGAUCAUCCGGCUCGUGAACGGACUCGUCGACCCCCUCCAGCUCGGCGCGUACGCCCGCUCGAUUGCCAGCAUCGCACAACAACUCGGACUACCCGCGUGGUUUGUUGAGCUCCGGCACGCCGCGACGCACGAAGACCUCCCCAGCCUCGAGGUCCUGCGCGACGCUGCUCGAGAGUCCAUGACAUGGCUCCUACACAACUACUUCCUUCCGACCCUGAACCCAUCCACCCCGUCCGCGGCGCCGUCUCAGCCGCUGCGCCCGCUCGCUCCGCUCCUGCGGCAGUACAAGGCGCUCAUGAAGGCGACCACGCGCGACGCAACGCUCCGCGUGCAGCUGCGCGGUGACAUAACGAAGGCAACGCGCGACGUCGAACGCUGGAUCGCCGAGGCGAAGGUUGCGUCCGCGGCCGCGGCAGGCGCCCUCGGCUGGGAGGAUACACUGCCGGAUGGCGACGAAGAGGACGCGCGGGAGCGGUGGGCUCUUGACCGCGUCGCGGAGGCGCUCGUACAGAAGGGCGGGUUGGUCCCUCUUUCAAAAAAAAAGCGACUGUCUCCAGGGCAAAACACCCUCUCCCUCCCGCGCUCGUCGCUGCUCAUCUGGACUCCACUCCUCUCUCACCUACAAUCCCUGCACCCUACCCUUCCGCUGCGCCUCGUCUCCGCGAUCUCCGCGUACCUUGCACAGCCUGUUGCAGCCCCUCAAGACGACCCGGAAAUCGUCUCGCUCUCUGUCGUUGCUCCGACAGACGAGCCGAAAGCGGACCCGUCGUAUGACCUCUGCCUGGCGAGCUGGGCAAAAUGGCUCGUGGACAGUUGCAGCAACGCAGACACAGAGGACGCUGAAGAUAUCCGUGAGGCUGCCCUCGUUCGCAUUGUUGCCUCUCUGGGCCCGGAGUCCGCCGCCACUGGAGGCAUAAAACCUGCGAGCACGUUUCUGCUGCAAGCCCUGUCUGCGGAACGACCACAGCUUGCAACCGCGCUCUCAGUGCUCAGCCAACAGCCGGCACAGACCUCCACAUCAUCCGCGGACUGGGAAGAAAGCACGAUAGACAUCAUGGACCGCCGCCUCGGCACGCUCCUCGCGCUGUCAGCCGAUACGCAGGAUGGAGGGGACAGCGGCACAGACGUCACGAUGGACGAGGGCGCAGCGGGGGCGGAGGAGAGGCCGCCUCCCGGCUGGCGGAAGCUGAGCACGCGGGACGGCUGGCGACCGUCGCCCAUCGGCGUGUAUGUACACUGUACAUAA
Messenger RNA from Trametes versicolor FP-101664 SS1, 1506 nucleotides. RefSeq names its product Las1-domain-containing protein. Gene Ontology annotation, biological process: maturation of LSU-rRNA; maturation of 5.8S rRNA. Lineage: Eukaryota; Fungi; Basidiomycota; Agaricomycetes; Polyporales; Polyporaceae. The record is from RefSeq and is a predicted model, not a curated record. The transcript is spliced from 6 exons. Bases 1 to 1506 code for a protein of 501 amino acids. Gene Ontology annotation, cellular component: preribosome, large subunit precursor; Las1 complex. Gene Ontology annotation, molecular function: endonuclease activity.